AUGGGCUGCCUCGCGGUCGCGCUGUGGCUCCUGGCGCUGCCCGCGCUGUGCAGCGGCGAGGACGAGGCCGCCCGGGAGCGCCUCGCCGCGGCGGCGGCCGCGCACGAGCGCGGCGAUUUCGCGUCCGCCCUCGCGGCCGCCGAGGCGGCCUGCGGCCUCUGCGCCGGCGGCGCCUGCGCGGCGAGCCGCGCCGCGCACGCGGAGCACACGCGCGGCGUCGUGCUCGCGAGCCUCGGCCGCAAGACCGACGCCGCGGCGGCCUUCGAGGCGUGCCUCGCGCGCGACGCGGCCCACGGCCACGCGGCGGCGGCGCUCGCGCGGCUCCGCCACUACGACCUCGGCGACGCCGCGGCGGCCCGCGGCGCCUACGCGGCGGCGCUCGCGUCGCCCGCCGCCGCCGACGGCUGCGCCGGGCCCUGCCUCGGGCGCCUGGGCCUGCUCAACGACUACGCGCUCGCGCUCGACGCGGUCGACGACCACGCGGCCGCCGUCGCCGUGCUCCGCGAGGCCCUCGCGCGGGACCCGACGUCGGUGCAGGCCGCGGGCAACUACGCCAUCCAGCUCCGGGACGUCGGCGACCUCGGCGGCGCGCUCGCCGCGGGCCGCCGGGGCCUCGAGCUCGACCCGAACUCGGUGCCCAUGCUCCACAACGUCGCGCUCAUCGAGCAGAGGCUCGGCAACGUCUCCGGCGCCGUCGACCUCUGGCGCAAAGCGCGGGACCUCGGCGUCGGCGUCUUCCAGCCCGUCGCGUCCCUCGCGCACCACGAGGGCUACCGCGGCAACAUCUCGGGAGCGCGCGCGCUCUACGAGGAGGCGCUCGCGAUCGCGCUCGCGCCGGGCGGCGAGGGCCGCGACCACGCGGACAGCGUCCUGCCGCACAUCUACGACGACGGCGACCACAUGGACCGCGUCUGGGUCGCCUACACGGAGGCCCUGCGGCGGCUCCUGCGCGCGCCGACGCUGCGCAUCGUGGACCCGCUCCACAGCACGGGCUCCGGGGCGCUGGGCUACUACCUCGAGCCGCCGCGGCGGCUCCUCGCGCGCGUCUACUGGCGCGGCGCGCGAAGCGACCUCGCCUGGCGCGCGCCCUUCCUCGACGCGCCGCGGGCGCCGGGCAAGCUCCGCGUCGGCUUCCUGUCGGCCUUCUUCUUCACGCACAGCGUCGGCCUGCUGACCGCGGGCGUCGUCGAGACGCUCGACCGGUCCCGGUUCACCGUCGCCGUGCUCCACGUCGCCGGCGAGCCCGAGGACGAGCUCACGGCGAAGCUCCGGGGCGCCGCCGACGUCUACGCGCGCGUCCCCGCGGGCUCGCUCGACGCCGCGCGGCGCGCCGUCGCGGCGCUCGAGCUCGACGUGCUCGUGUUCUGCGAGGUCGGCAUGAACACGAUGACCUACUUCCUGACCUUUGCGCGCCUCGCGCGGCGCAGCGCGCUCUUCUGGGGCCACGCCGUCACGUCGGGCGUCGCGCGGUCCGACGGCGAGGCCGCGGGCGCGGCCGGCGCCGCCGGCGGCGUCGACUACUUCGUGUCGUCGGAGCUCUUCGAGGCCCGGGGCGACGCCGCCGGCGGCCAGGACGACUACAGCGAGACGCUCUGGCUCAUGGAGGGCCUGACGACGCGCUUCCCUUGGCCCGUGGACCCGGACCCGGACCUGGAGAUCGCGGACGUCAUCGCCGCGCCGCGGCGGAGGCUCUACCUCGUGCCCCAGACGCUCUACAAGCUCCACCCGGACUUCGACGCCCUCAUCGCCGGCGUUUUACGAGAGGACGGCGACGCGCUCGUCGCCAUGCCCGAGGCGCAGCUCGGCGAGUGGACGGCCGCGCUCGCGGACCGGUGGGCGCGGUCCAUCCCCGAGGACGUCCGCGCGCGCGUCGUCUUCUUCCGGCGCCUCGACUUCCGCGAGUUCGUCAAGCUCGCGCAGCUCGCGGACGUCGUCCUCGACCCCUUCCCCGUCGGCGGCGGCCGGUCGUCGCUCGAGAUCCUGUCCACGGGCACGCCGAUCGUGCUCCUCGAGCCGCGGACGUCCGUGCUGCAGCUCACGCGCGGCAUGUACGAGCUCAUGGGCGACCCCUGCCCCGCCUGCGUGACGCAGACGCCCGAGGCCUUCGUCGCCGCCGCGGUGCGCGUCGCGAAAUUCGACUCCGCGCAAAUCCGCGCGCGGAUCCUCGAGCGCCGCGGCGUCCUCUACGAGAACGACGGCGUCACGCGCGAGUGGGAGGCGUUCCUCGCGCACGUCGCGGCGGCGCCGCGGCCGGCGGGCCCCGGCCGCCGCGCGAUCUUCGCGCGCGAGGCCCUCGCCGCCGCCGGCGCCCCGGGCUACGCGCCGCGGGACUUCGGGUGGGAGCUCGCGCCGGGCGGGGCCGUCGCGGCGCCGGACGUGUCCCGCUGCGCCUACGCCGUCAAGCUCAACCACCCGGACCCCAAGACGGGCGUCGAGACCCACUACCUCGUCGCCGUGCGCGACGGCGAGGACCCCGCGGCCGUCGCGGAAUCGCUCGGCGACCACAUCGGCGCCGAGGACGUGAAGCGGCGCUGGCUCGCGGCGCUGCUCCAGCACGGCGCCAACGGCGGCGGGUCCCGGUCCCUCGGCGCCGCGCCCUUCUCCCUCCCCGGCGGCGCCGCGGCGGCCGUCGACGUCCGCGAGGGCGACGACCUCCACCAGGCGGCCGCGUGGUUCGCGCUCCGCCGGGGCCUCGACGACGGCGCGGUCGACCAGGUCGCCGCGGAGCUCAAGCGCCGCUUCCCGGGCCACGGCGGCGCGCCCUGGCUCGCGGCGCGCUUCGCGCGCGACGCCGUCGCGGCCGCGAGGCGCCGCGGGCCCGAGGCCGCCGCGGGCGCGGGCCGGUGCGCGCGCGGCGGCGCCGGCGCGCGCCGGGGCUGGGGCGCGCCGCCGCCGCCGCCCGGCGCGCCGCGGGGCUGCAACGUGACGAUCGGCGUCACGACCUGCAAGCGCCGCCGCCACUUCGAGGCGACGAUGCGCGGCCUCGCGCGCGCGCUCGCCGUCGGCGACGUCGCGCGCCACGGCGCGGUCUGCCGCGUCGUCGUCGUCGACGACGCGUCGUCGCCGGAGGACCGCGCGGCCAUGGCCGCGGCGUUCCCGGCCUUCGACUUUCUCUACAAGAGCCCCGCGCACAAGGGCCACGCGCGGAGCAUGAACGCGCUCCUCCGCGUCGUCGAGACGCCGUACCUCCUCUACCUCGAGGACGACUGGCUCGCGGUCGACGGCGCGGCACCGCGCGACGUUGUGGGCGACGCCCUCGCCGUGCUCGAGGCCGCGGCCGAGCCCCUCGUCCAGGUGCUCCUCAACGACCAGUCGAGCCGGGCGUGCGCCUACGCGGCGCGGGACGGGUGCGACGCGGUCGGCGCCGCGGGCUGGCCCCGGGCCACGCCGGGCGGCGUGGCCUACCGGCUCCACGACUUCGGCACCGUCGAGCCCGGCCACGCGUUCACGUACUGGCCGGGCUUCACGCUGAACCCGGCGCUCUGGGACCUCCGCGCGCUCGCCUGCGCCUUUUUCGACGUCCUCGGCGAGGCGCCGGUCUUCGACCCGGACGACGCCGAGUUCGAGCGGUCCUUCUCCCUCAAGGCGCGCGACGCCGGCCUCCGCGUCGCCUACCUGCCCCGCGUCACGCUCGCGCACAUCGGCGUCGACGAGUCCGCCUACGCGCUCAACAACGCCAUGAAGAUCGCCACCAUGAGCGCCAUGAUCGCCCUCAUCGUCGGCUUCCGCGCCGCGCUCUUCGCCGAGGGCGUCUCGGAUCAGUGCGAGUUCCUCCCCCCGCUUAUCCCCCAGGGGGGUUCCUUGGCGAGCCGAGCCAGGUGCUGCGAGCUGCUCCCGGACGCGGACGCGUGCUCGGUCUCGUCGCAGUACGCAGAUGAGUACAACUGCAGGAACACGCUCGACGGUGAGUACGAUGAGGACGGGGGCUGGUACGCCAGGCAGACGACCGACCAGUGGAUCGCCUACGACCUCAAGGAGACGCACACCGUGACGGGCCGCGACGCGCUGCGCGGCGUCGAGGACGCCCUCCUCGAGCUGCACCGCGACUACCGCGCGAACGCCGUCGGCGGCACGAUGUACGCGCAGGCGCUCCUGGCCUGCCUCGAGGCCUUCGAAGCGCCGUCGGGCGCGAGGCGCGUCUGCGCCGUCUUCGGCGACGGCGCGCUCGACGACCUCGUCGGGAGCUCGACCUCGAUGACGAGCGCCGGCGAGUAUUGGGACGGCGUCUACUCCGACACCCAGCCGAACUAUGGCGACUCCAAGGCCGUCUACGACUUCUGCGCCGCCCACGACGACGACCUCGCGGAGUGCAGCGUCCCGCAUCUCGCGCUCUACGUCCAGAGCAGGUCCGCGCGGUCGCCGUCGACGGCGAAGACGGCCUCGCCGGCGGCGGUCUCGAGCGUCGCGGCGACGCCGGCCCACGCGUCCGCGUCGGGCGAGAAGCGGAGCGACACGCGGCACGCGUCGCAGGCCAGCGACGGCGCCGGCGUCGGGGGCGUCGAGGGGCCCGGCGCGGGCAGCGCCGUCGGCGCGGGCGUCGGCGCGAGCGACGGAACGUCCGUGGGCGCCGGCGCGGGGUGCGCCGACGGCGCCGCCGACGACGGGCGCGGGGACGGCAAGAUCGGGGCCGCGGUCGGGUCGCCGGGUGUGGCCGUCGGCGCGGGCGUGGGCCGCGGCGUCGGCGCGACGACGGGAGACGACGAGGGCGCGGGCGCCGGUCCCCCCGACGGCGCGGCCGACGGCCCGGAGAGGCAGGGCGCCAGCGACGACGCGCCGGCGAGCUUGAACGUCGGCGGCGGCGACGGCGCGGGGAGCGGCGGGAACGUCGCCCGGGGGAUCGGCGCGAACGACGGCGGUGUGGUGACCGUCGGCGCGGACGACGGCGAGUGGUCGAAGAUGGGGCCGUCGGCGCAGAGCGCGAGGAGGCGAAAUUCACGCGAAAAAACACUCCUGUCGCUCGACACUGGCGCGAGCGUCGGAUCCGGCACGAGGUCCCAGUCGCUCGCGAGGAACGUCGGCGCGGGCGCGGGCGCCGCCGUCGGCGCGACGACGGCCGCCGUCGGGGACGGCGUCGGAGCGACGGCCGCGUCGUCGCCGUCGACGGCGCCGUCGUCGUCGCCGUCGUCGUCGCUGCCGACGUCCACGGGCGAGGACCGCGUGAGCGUCGUCGGCGACGCCGACGGCUCGGCCGUCGACGGCGCCCGCGACGGCUCGCCGGACGACGGCCGGACCGUCGACGGCGCGGCGGUCGACGGCGCGCGGCUCGGGUAG
Aureococcus anophagefferens is the source of this 5271-nucleotide messenger RNA. RefSeq lists its product as hypothetical. Lineage: Eukaryota; Pelagophyceae; Pelagomonadales; Pelagomonadaceae. The coding region runs from base 1 to 5271 and encodes 1756 amino acids. The transcript has 9 exons. Gene Ontology annotation, biological process: protein O-linked glycosylation. The record is from RefSeq and is a predicted model, not a curated record. Gene Ontology annotation, molecular function: protein binding; glycosyltransferase activity.